Molecule: messenger RNA, 599 nt
Organism: Cololabis saira (Pacific saury)
Lineage: Eukaryota; Metazoa; Chordata; Actinopteri; Beloniformes; Belonidae
Gene: sdhaf4
Product: succinate dehydrogenase complex assembly factor 4
Exons: 3
Coding region: 13-399 (128 amino acids)
Biological process (GO): mitochondrial respiratory chain complex II assembly
Cellular component (GO): mitochondrion
Source: RefSeq, a predicted model, not a curated record
UGACGCGGUCUGAUGACGACACAGACGCUGCAGUGUUGUGCAAGUGUCCGACAGCAGGAUAGGAGACAGUACCGUAUUUGUUCUUCCAGCUCGAGCAUGUCUGUGGUCCGGCUGUGGGCCUCAGCCAGCACACGGUUGCUUUCCAGGAGAUCCGUUUUGGAGCCGGCGUUUAAAGGAUGUCCGCGGGCAGCCAGCGGAGCGGCGAAGGACCAGGAGCCGAUGAGGAAGGCGAAAACGCCCCAGGGGAAGUUUGAUGUCCCCGAAGAGAAAAACAAAGACGUUCUUGAAAAGUUUCCUGGUGACAUAAACCCUGCAACCAAGGAGCAAGGUGGCCCCCGGGGACCGGAGCCCACACGCUACGGAGACUGGGAGAGGAAGGGCCGCUGUGUCGACUUCUAGUUUAUUUCUUUUUAAUGUCAUAUUUUCCCUCUUAAGUUAUUGGGAAGUUAAGCUAUUUUGUAGCUUUGUUUUGUUUAGCUUUGCAGUCAAACAUCUGUUUUCCAGAUCAGAGUAUAUGAAUGAGGCAGGGAUAAUUAUUCAUGCAGCCUGCAGAUGGAAUAGUUAACUUGCCCAAAUAAACUUAUUUCAUACAUGUGUGA